CUGCUUCUCUCCUUCUUUCCACCGCCACCAAAAAGGUUUUUUUUUGGAGAACAACAAGCUAUUGAACUUGGACAGAAGCAUUGCUGACUGAUCAUAAGCUAACAAAACAGUGAGAAAUUCCAGGUUUUUACUAUGCCUCCUAAAAAGUAUGAAUCUGGAUGUGAAAAGCGUAAGAGAAAGAAAAGAAUUGAAAAGUUAAUUCAAUCUCAAAAAGGAGCUCUUAAUAAGUUUUUGAUAAAAGAACCGCAACAAAUUCCUAUUGAAAAUGAAAAUGUUGAUAAUGUUGAUGUUGGAGUUCUUGAAAAUGUGGUUACUGUUCAAGAUAUUGAGAAUGAAAGUGUUGAUCCGGAAAAUAGAGAUGAUGUGCCCAUUGUUGAUGAUGUUAAUUUGAAUAAUUUCCUUGAUAUAUUUGAUCCAAGAAAUUGGGAUGCUCUUGAUUCUAAAAUGAUUGACUUAUUAGCUAUGAAUGGUCCUAAAAGAGAUUUGUCCGUUGUAAAGGGUCCUAGAGAUAAACUGUCUAGACGUUUUACGGCUAAUUUGUAUACUAGAGUUUUACCAAAUGGAGAGAAGUGUGAUAGAGAUUGGCUUGUUUAUUCCAAAGAGCUUGAUAGAGUAUUUUGUUUUUGUUGUAAAGUUUAUAAAAGAUGGGUUGGUAAUGGUCAAUUAACAAAUGAGGGUUUUAGUGAUUGGUCACAUGUUAGUGAAAGACUUAGAGAGCAUGAGACAAGCAUGGAACAUGUUAAGAACAUGACUACUUGGUAUGAGUUGCGUCAAAGGAUGCAGAAGAAUCAAAUUAUUGAUAAAACAUCUCAAAGACUACUCCAGAAAGAAAAGGAUCAUUGGAUAAAUGUUUUGAAAAGAAUUAUUUCAAUAGUGAAAUUCCUUGCUAAAUAUAAUUUGGCCUUUCGUGGUUCUAAGGAGAAAUUGUACGAAAGUAGCAAUGGUAAUUUUUUGGGCUUAAUUGAAAUGUUAGCUGAAUUUGACCCAAUUGUCCAAGAACAUGUUAGACGUAUUACACAUGAUGAUCUCCACUUUCAUUAUCUUGGGCAUAACAUCCAAAACGAGUUAAUACUCUUGCUUUCUUCUGGAAUUAAAACUGAAAUCAUUAGAAGAAUCAAACAAGCAAAGUAUUUCUCAGUGAUACUUGAUUGUACGCCUGAUGUUAGUCACCAAGAGCAAAUGUCUUUGAUAAUAAGAUAUGUGGAUGUUUCUUCAAAUUCUGUAAGCAUUGAGGAAUCUUUUUUAGGAUUUUUGAAUGUUAAUGAUACAACUGGUCAAGGGCUUUUUGAUGUUUUACAAAAUGAAUUGAAAAAUCUUAAUCUUGACAUAUUUGAUGCGCGAGGACAAGGUUAUGAUAAUGGGUCAAAUAUGAAAGGAAAACAUCAAGGUGUACAAAAGAAAUUUUUAGACAUUAAUUCGAGAGCCUUUUAUACUCCUUGUGGUUGCCACAGUCUUAAUUUGGCAUUGUGUGAUAUGGCUAACUCUUGUACCAAAGCUAAAGAUUUCUUUGGAGUUGUUCAACGCAUUUAUACAAUUUUUGCCAAUUCUAUUAAGAGAUGGCAAAUUCUAAAAGAUAAUGUAAAAGGGUUGACUCCAAAAUCACUCUCAUCCACUCGGUGGGAAAGUCAUGUAGAGAGUGUCAAAGCUAUAAGGGCUCAAAUGUCAGAUUUUAGAGAAGCUUUACUUGAAGUAUCAGAAAAGGAUCCUGAUUCUAAAUUAUGUUCUGAAGCCAAGUCCUUAGCAACAAAUGAGCUUGGUGAUUUUGAGUUUUUGAUGGCUAUAAUUAUUUGGUUUGAAAUUUUAUCGGCAAUUAAUUCGGUUAGCAAGCUUUUACAAUCAAAGGCUAUGCUUAUUGAUGUUGCUCUUGAAAAAAUAAAGGGGUUGAUUUAUUUUUUUGAGGGAUAUAGAGAUAAUGGUUUUCAUAAUGCAUUGGCUAAUGCUACGGAAAUCGCUAUUGAAUUGAAUAUCGACCCAACAUUUCCUCAAAAACGUAUAAUUCGAAGAAAGAGACAUUUUGAUGAGGAUUUGAAUACCCCAUCAGUUGAGCUAUCUGGAGAGGAAGCUUUUAGGAUUAAUUAUUUUAAUUGCCUUGUUGAUCAAGCUGUUGUUUCUCUUAAUAAGAGAUUUGAGCAAUACAAAGAGUAUGAAACUAUUUUUGGUUUCUUGUUUACUUCUCACAAGUUACAAUCGUUGGACAAUGCAACUUUGAAGUCUUGUUGUAGUCAUUUUGAGCAGGUGUUGAAACAUAAUGAGGAAUCUGAUAUUGAUGGGAAUGCAUUAUAUGUGGAGUUGCAGUUACUAAGACAAAUGUUGCCUGGAGAAAAAAAAGGACCUGUUGAUAUAUUAAGAUUCUUGACUGACAUGGAUUGUUUUCCUAAUACAAUCAUUGCAUAUAGAAUUUUAUUGACUAUUCCUGUGACAGUUGCUUCAGCAGAAAGAAGUUUUUCAAAAUUGAAGUUGUUGAAGUCUUACUUGCGAUCUACCAUGUCACAAGAAAGACUUAAUGGAUUAGCAUUGAUAGCAAUUGAGAAUGAUAUUUUGGAGAAAAUACAAUAUGAAGACUUGGUUGAUGAAUUUGCUUCAAAAAAUGCUGCAAGAGUGGCUCGUUUUAAGUAG
Molecule: messenger RNA, 2616 nt
Organism: Medicago truncatula (barrel medic)
Lineage: Eukaryota; Viridiplantae; Streptophyta; Magnoliopsida; Fabales; Fabaceae
Product: zinc finger MYM-type protein 1-like
Exons: 2
Coding region: 133-2616 (827 amino acids)
Molecular function (GO): protein dimerization activity
Source: RefSeq, a predicted model, not a curated record